CGACAAAGAAGCUCAUUGAUGUAGUAGAGGGUUUCCCCAUGGACACGUUUGUCACAGAGACGUUGACUGCAUGGCAGCUUGAGAACUUGAUUGACACAUUUAAAGGCCAUCCACAGACACAAAGAAAGCCCUUGCCGUGGCAUUGGUGUAUGAAUUCCCUUGCCUUUUGGAUGGUACAGGCAGUGGCUAUGGAGCUUGGUACACACCUGGCCGAAAUCACAAACCUGCUACAGGUUUCCUGGAGGAGCGCUUGAGGAACGUCAGGAAGCGCAUGAGAAUGCUGAAACGACCACGCCACCAAGAACAACAGAAGGAACAGACCGUCCCUAGUACACCAGAAUAUGAUGUGCCUCCUGAAAAACUUCUAGAAAUGGUUGAAUGGAUGAAGGUCAAUAGGUAUCCAGUGUCCCAAGUUGAGGACUACAUGAAUCAAACAGCUCUACAUAGAGGCAAGUGGAUUCGCAGCAAUGGAUCUAAAAGCCUCCCGGAAAUCUUGACUGAGUUCCCUAGGCUUUUAGACAAUCCUGGCAUGAUAUCACAAGACUUCCAGCAGCUUCAUCCAGAGGCAGUGGGAAAACUGUUUCAGAACUGGGCUACUAUGAGUGACCAAAUCCUUACAUAUGCCCAGCGAGAGGGAAAACUGCCCUUGGUGUUUGAUGACAUGACACCAGACCGAGCUUUGAAAGUCCUGCCGACUCUGCUUCCUCCAUCGGUCUACAGGAUUGGAGGAAAAGUCCACAGACCCACCAUAGAGGAGUCCUGCAAGUCCUUCAUUAAUAUCCAACCAGUGGGCACCAACAUGGUACAGUACCUACAGACAGCAGAGAGAACUCAACCCUUCCCGCACAUCUUGUGUCUUGGUGAUGACAUGACAACAUGCCAGACCUUCACCAUUGUGUCAGAAAACGCCAUUGAAACGGACACUUUGCUGGGUGCAGUAGAUCUGUGUUUUAAGGCUUUCUUUGUGUUUGACCUCAAUUACACAAAGCAGUGUCUCCCCACCUGGGAGUUUAUCCAACAGGCAGUAUAUAACAUUGAUGGACAUGAAUCCUCAAAUGUCAAAUUUAUGAGGACAUCAAUUGCAGCUUUGGCCUAAAGGUACACAGAGAGAAGUAGCCUUUUAGUGAUGUGUGUCAAACAAGUUGACAGCUGCUCUCUAAAAAUAUGAUUGACACAAAACAUGAUUGCAGAAGACAGUAGGCACACACUUUAAUUGUGUCAAAACAUUGACCCGCGUUUACAGUAGCUACUAUUCCUGUUAAUUCAUUUAUUUUAAUUUAAUUUUUCUUACUUUACGUGAUUUAAUUUACUUAUUAUUUACUUAUUUAAUUUACUUCAUUUAUUUCAUUACCUUGUUAUGUUUGUGUCUGUAUAUAGUUUCUGCUGGGCAGAGAAAUGUUUUCUCUAUAUUUAAACAUGUUCAUGUUAUUUAUUUAAACCUGAAAGAGAAGUUGGUCCAGAUAACAGCACUUUGUAAUAUAUCAUUUGUUUUAAGGCUCUUUGUUUUUUUUGGGGGGGGGGGGGGUUGAAUUUGUAUUGUUUGCAUUGUUCUUUUAUAGUGGCCUGAAUGUUGACGAUUUGCCAAAGAUGUUCAAAUUAUGAAUAAAUGCAUUUUUAUAUAUAUAUAUAUAUAUAUAUA
This is a messenger RNA of Gymnodraco acuticeps, 1639 nucleotides long. RefSeq lists its product as uncharacterized. Bases 272 to 1096 code for a protein of 274 amino acids. The record is from RefSeq and is a predicted model, not a curated record. Lineage: Eukaryota; Metazoa; Chordata; Actinopteri; Perciformes; Bathydraconidae. The transcript has 8 exons.